Thunnus maccoyii (southern bluefin tuna) is the source of this 1719-nucleotide messenger RNA. RefSeq names its product pleckstrin 2 (gene plek2). Gene Ontology annotation, biological process: intracellular signal transduction; actin cytoskeleton organization. The record is from RefSeq and is a predicted model, not a curated record. NCBI's taxonomy places the organism in Eukaryota, Metazoa, Chordata, Actinopteri, Scombriformes, Scombridae. Gene Ontology annotation, cellular component: plasma membrane. Bases 432 to 1508 code for a protein of 358 amino acids. The transcript has 10 exons.
AGGAGAUGGAGCAGAGAUCAGUGUCCUGCGAGGCCACAUGUGGUUACAGCAGCAGCAGCAGUAGCCUCAUCAAACAGGUAAAUUCAAUUACAUUUAGAAAAAAGCAAAGCCUGCGUCUGCUGACAUAACACUGCAGACAUUACCUCAACAUUUUCAGAAAUCCAUCAUUAAAACAUGCCAAGAUUCAUGAGUCUUUACCAAAACAUCCUCAUCCACGCUGAGCCUCUGAAGGAGUCAGUGCGCCCUCGUGUGAUCAUCGGCAGAAACUGCAGGAUUGGUUGGUCUACUAAGUGUUGAGCAAGGUGAGUGGGUGUGAACAGGGUGACUCAUAUUGAGCCAAGCAAAAAAAACAAAAAAACCCUCCCCUAUACAUUCAAAACCUGAGCAGGCAGGAACAGACAAAGCUCAUUUGGCAAAUCGCACCGGACAGAAUGGAUACAGAUAAGAAAAGCACGAUUCUAAGAGAAGGAUUCCUGGUGAAAAGGGGUCAUCUUGUGCACAACUGGAAGGCACGCUGGUUCGUGUUGAUGCCAGACAAGCUGCUGUAUUACAAGUAUGAAGGAGGUAAAAGAGACUCAUGUCAGCGAGGGAAAAUCCUGCUGAAGGACUGUGUCAUAACUUGUCCUUUUCUGGAGUAUGACAAUCGGCCGUUGGUGUUUAAGCUUCAGACAAAGAAUUUGGUGGAUCAUUUCCUGGAGGCUUGUUCCCGGGAGGAGCGAGAUGAGUGGGCAGCUGAGAUCACCGCUGCAGUGGAUAAACUGCGGACAGGUGAUGGUGGGAAAGCGACCAGCCAACAAGACCCUGCUGGAUUCCAGUUACAUGACAUCAAUCUGAGCAAGGUGUUGGACUCCAUGUAUGAUGUUCACAGUGGAAUCAAGAUGAGCAACCAUGUGGAGCAGGGCAGCACUUACCACAACUGUUUCUCAGGCUCAGCGGUGGUGGACUGGCUGGUGUUCAUGGAGCUUGCUCUGACCCGUGUGGAGGCGGUGACGCUGGCCUCGGCCCUGCUGGAGGAGGGUUUCCUGAGGACUGUCGGCCUGAAGAGCGUGGAGGCCCUCCGCACCGCCGGCCUCAGCGAGCAGUUCAUGGACGACUCCACUGCACUGUACAGCUUUUCUGACAGUUUGAAGAAGAGAGGCAGCGUGAAGGCAGAGACGUCGCUGUCUGCAGUGGAGCUGAGCGGAAAAGUGAUAAAGAGAGGCUACCUGCUGAAACAGGGACACAGAAGGAAAAACUGGAAGGUGCGACUGUUUGUGCUGCGUUCAGAGCCUGCUUUCCUUCAUUACUAUGAUCCCACCAAGGAUGACAUCAGCCCCGCUGGCGGCUUCUCGCUCCGAAGCUGUCUGGUAUCCUCUCUGGAUGAUAAUGGAGUUCCCUCAGGUGUAAAAGGCAACAUUCAAGGCAACCUCUUUAAAAUCAUCACUCAGUCAGACACACAUUACUUCAUCCAGGCGCCGACCCACAAGGAGAAGAUGGACUGGAUAGAUGCAAUCAGAGAGCAGACAUAGAGCAGCAGAUUCGGGUUAUUUAUCCAGUUAUGAAGAAGACUGAAUUUACACAUUCCAUGAAUGUACUAUAGCAACAAACUGGGAACACGUUAUCAAAUGAAAGUGUUUGAGGGUGCAUAACAUUUCUGUUCAUCUCCAAAAUGCCAAUUUUACAGAAAAAAACAGCCAUUUUUAGCUUGAUCCUUGAUCCAUUGAGUUUGAAAAAGCCUUU